GUCAGAUUCAAACUCGGACUCUGAUCAGGAGCAAGAAAACAUGAAAAAGAUGCUUAAAACUCUUAAAAAGGCUCGUGCUUAUGGGAAAUCCACAGACAUCCUGACUGCAGGCACAGAAACAUAUACAAAGAUACAGAGGCCGAGAGAUGAUGGAAUGUUCAUCUGUAUAUUUUGUGUUCGUUCCUGUACUUAAACAGACCGACCCUGAAAACAACGAUUACAGAAUUGAAAGUGGUGCAACGAGAAACUUUCAGGUGUUAGAGAACCCAAAAAGGGGCCUAAAAGAUGGAGAUGGAACUUCUAGAGAACCUGCAGGAGCAGAAGGAGCUGAAUCAGCGACAGGCUCGGGUGGAUUUGAGUCCAUUCUGCAGCAGUCCAGUGAGCUGCAGAAGAGACGGAAGGAACAGGAGCAGGAGGAGGAUGAGAGAGAACUUCAGUGUAAGAGUUGUGGCAAGCACAUCUACAAAGGAACAAAGCUAAAUGCUCAGAAAGAGACGGUGCAGAAUAAGCUGUAUCUGGGCGUGCCCAUCAUUAGUUUUUCAAUUAAAUGCACGAGAUGUUCGGCAGAGAUCACGUUUAAGACCGACCCUGAAAACACCGAAUAUUUAAUAGAGCAUGGUGCAACGAGAAACUGUCAGGUGUUAGAGAACAGAAAACGGGACUCAAAGAUGGAGAUGAAAGUCCUGGAGAACCUGCAGGAACAGAAGGAGCUGAAUCAGCGACAGGCUCGGGGGUCCAUGCUGCAGCAGUCCAGUGAGCUGCAGAAGAGACGGAAGAAACAGGAGCAGGAGGAGGAUGAGAGAGAACUGGAUCUCCUCCUUGUGGAACAACCCCACCUGCAGUGUGGUACUGCGCACCAGUUAUUUUACCCACCUGCAUCCUGGUGGUGGUUGAGCCCUUCUCGAAGGCCUGUCGGUUCAUCUCCCUGAAGGGCCUACCAACCACCCUUGAGACAGCGGAGGCCCUCUUCCAGCA
Silurus meridionalis is the source of this 975-nucleotide messenger RNA. RefSeq names its product splicing factor YJU2-like. Gene Ontology annotation, biological process: mRNA splicing, via spliceosome. NCBI's taxonomy places the organism in Eukaryota, Metazoa, Chordata, Actinopteri, Siluriformes, Siluridae. Gene Ontology annotation, cellular component: U2-type catalytic step 1 spliceosome. Bases 147 to 929 code for a protein of 260 amino acids. The transcript is spliced from 6 exons. The record is from RefSeq and is a predicted model, not a curated record.